Molecule: messenger RNA, 1209 nt
Organism: Penicillium waksmanii
Lineage: Eukaryota; Fungi; Ascomycota; Eurotiomycetes; Eurotiales; Aspergillaceae
Product: putative extracellular exo-polygalacturonase
Exons: 2
Coding region: 1-1209 (402 amino acids)
Biological process (GO): carbohydrate metabolic process
Molecular function (GO): polygalacturonase activity
Source: RefSeq, a predicted model, not a curated record
AUGUCGAUGUCAAAAUUGCUCGCCCUAUUCGCUGUCACUGCACCAGCUUUUGCUCUACCAGAUGCAACUCGCAUCCUAAAUGCCCGCGCUUCAACAUGUACCCCCAAAGCCGGAGGAUCUUCCUCUACCGACGACGUACCGGCAAUCGCGUCUGCGAUCGCGUCGUGCGGUAGCAGUGGGACCAUCGUCAUUCCUUCCGGCACAACAUACUACCUGAACAGCGUGCUUGACUUUGCCGGGUGCGCGGGUUGCGACUUUCAAGUCGAGGGACUUCUCAAAUUUAGUUCGGAUACAGAUUACUGGGAAGGACGCACGGCCAUGAUCAAUGUCAAGGGUAUUGACGGUAUCAAGAUCCGCUCGGUGACCGGGUCGGGGGUUAUUGAUGGCAAUGGGCAAAAUGCAUACGACCGUUUCGCCGCAGACAGUAGCUACGCCCGUCCAACACUCCUCUAUAUCACGGGUGGAUCAGACAUUACAGUUUCUGGUCUUCGACAGAAAAACCCCCCAAAUGUUUUCAACUCCGUAAAAGGAGACAGUGAUAAUGUCAUAUUCUCGAACUUGAAAAUGGACGCCACCUCCAAGAGCGACAACGCGGCCAAGAACACUGAUGGCUUCGACAUCGGAGCAAGUACGAAUGUCGCCAUUUCGAAUGUUAAUGUUUCCAAUGAUGACGACUGCGUCGCAUUCAAACCCGGUGCCAACGGAGUCACAGUUACCGACAUCACCUGCACCGGCAGUCAUGGACUCUCCGUCGGAUCUCUGGGCAAGAGCUCUAAUGAUGAGGUGAAGAACAUCUAUGUCUCGGGGGCGACUAUGAUCAAUUCUACAAAGGCUGUUGGCAUUAAGACGUACCCCUCUGGUGGGACCCAUGGACAGUCGACCGUGUCAAAUGUGACAUGGACAGAUGUGACAGUUGACGGAUGCGAUUAUGCAAUUCAGAUCCAGAGCUGUUAUGGCGAGGACGCGGAUUAUUGCGAUGAGAAUCCCGGCAAUGCGAAGUUAACAGACAUUGUCUUUGAUGGCUUUAGUGGGACUACGAGUGGGAAGUACGAUGAUGUGACGGGCAAUUUAAAUUGUGGAGCUAAUGGGACUUGUGGUGUGAAGGUUGGUUCUUAUACUGUCACUGCGCAGGAUGGGAAGAGCGAGGUGCUUUGCGCGAAUACGCCGAGCGGGUUGGGGGUAGCUUGUACUUCUGGGGCAUCGGGAUAG